AUGGGGGAGACCCGGAGGCAGCGACAGGUUAAAGAAACGGAGACACCAAGGCAGAGAGACCCGCGGACCCAGAGACAGAGUAAGAGACAGACCGAGAAACAAGCGGCCCAACAGGGGCCCGACGCGACCCAGAGAGGGCCAGGCUACGGGGCGCAGACCCCAGCAGAGGGGAGGCCAGCGCGGUGCAGGGUCGCGGUGCCCGGCGCGGGUCUCCGGCGGGGCCUGGGCGGCCGCGCUCGCCAGACGCCACCCCCGCCCCCUCGGCCGCUCGCCCAAGAUGGCGAUGGAGGGGCGGGCGAGGCGGCCGCAGCCCCGGCCCCCGCGCCGGCCCCCGCUCGGGCCCGGGCCCCCGAGGCCGCGCCCCCGCCCGCGGCGCCGCGCCUCCCCAGGCCACUGACGCCCGGCGCGCCCUCCCCCGGCGGCGGCGGCCGAGGCAACGGGGCGGCGGAGGCGGGCGGCCCGGGCCGGCCCCAUGGGGAGCUGCCGUCGCCCCAGGAGACAACCGUGGAGCUGAGCUGUGGACCGGGGCCAGUACAAGUGGUCCUGGGCCCAGAGCAGGUGGCGGUGCUGGACUGUAGUCUGGGGACUGCCGCUGCCGGACCCCCCACCAGCGUCACGUGGAGCAAAGACGAAGGUGCCCUGCUGGAGCACAGCCACCUGCGCCUGCUACCCAACGGCUCCCUGUGGCUGUCCCAGCCGCUGGCACCCAAUGGCAGUGAGGAGGCAGCCCCUGGAGCCUCAGAUGUCAUCGAGGGCAGCUAUUCCUGUCUGGCCCGUGGCCCGCUCGGAGUGGUGGCCAGCCAGGCUGCAGUGGUCAAGCUCGCCACACUCGCAGGCUUCUCUCUGCACCCGGAGUCUCAGACAGUGGAGGAGAACGGGACAGCUCGAUUUGAGUGCCACAUUGAAGGGCUGCCAGCUCCCAGCAUUACUUGGGAGAAGGACCAGGUGACAGUGCCUGCGGAGCCUCGGCUCAUCACUCUUCCCAACGGGGUUCUCCAGAUCCUGGACGUUCAGGAGAGUGACGCAGGCUCCUACCGCUGCGUGGCCACCAACUCAGCCCACCAGCGCUUCAGCCAGGAGGCCCUGCUCAAGGUGGCCAGCCGAGGGUCCCUGGCGUCUACCGGGGGGCAGGACGUGGUCAUUGUGGCAGCUCCGGAGAACACCACCGUGGUGUCUGGACAGAGUGUGGUGAUGGAAUGCGUGGCCUCUGCUGACCCCACCCCUUUCGUGUCCUGGGUCCGACAGGACGGGAAGCCCAUCUCCACCGACGUCAUCGUCCUGGGCCGCACCAACCUGCUGAUCGCCAGCGCGCACCCCCGGCACUCGGGCGUCUAUGUCUGCCGCGCCAAACAACCCCGCACGCGCGACUUCGCCGCCGCCGCCGCAGAGCUCCGCGUGCUCGGUGAGUGCGUGGCCGAGAACGGCGCCGGGCACAGCGUGCGCCGCCGCGCGCUGGCGGUAGUUGUGCGCGAGGGGCUGCCCAGCGCUCCCACGCGGGUCACGGCCACUCCGCUGAGCAGCUCCGCCGUGCUGGUGGCCUGGGAGCGGCCCGAGCUGCACAGCGAGCAGAUCAUUGGCUUCUCCCUCCACUACCAGAAAGCUCGCGGCAUGGACAAUGUGGAAUACCAGUUUGCAGUGAACAAUGACACAACAGAGCUACAGGUGCGGGACCUGGAACCCAACACGGAUUAUGAGUUCUACGUAGUGGCCUACUCUCAGCUGGGCGCCAGCCGCACCUCCACCCCAGCGCUGGUCCACACACUGGAUGAUGUCCCCAGUGCAGCGCCCCAGCUCUCCCUGUCCAGCCCCAACCCCUCGGACAUCAGGGUGGAGUGGCUGCCCCUGCCUCCCAGCCUGAGCAAUGGGCAGGUGGUGAAGUACAAGAUAGAGUACAGUUUGGGAAAGGAAGAUCAGAUUUCCUCCAGCGAGGUGCCAGGGAAUGAGACGCAGCUUACGCUGAACUCACUUCUGCCCAACAAGGUGUACCGAGUACGGAUUUCGGCUGGCACAAGGGCUGGCUAUGGGGCGCCCUCCCAGUGGGUGCAGCACAGGACGCCCAGUAUGCACAACCAGAGCCACGUCCCUUUUGCCCCUGCAGAGUUGAAGGUACGGGCAAGGAUGGAGUCCCUGGUUGUGUCCUGGCAGCCGCCUCCUCACCCCGCCCAGAUCUCUGGCUACAAACUGUACUGGCGGGAGGUGGGGGCCGAGGAGGAGGCUGAUGGUGAGAGCCCCCCAGGGGGCCGUGGAGACCAGGCUUGGGAUGUGGGGCCCGUCCGGCUCAAGAAGAAAGUGAAGCAGUAUGAGCUGACCCAGCUAGUCCCUGGCCGGCUGUACGAGGUGAAGCUGGUGGCGUUCAACAAACACGAGGACGGAUAUGCGGCGGUGUGGAAGGGCAGGACGGAGAAGGCUCCCACACCAGACCUGCCCAUCCAGAGGGGGCCACCCUUACCCCCCGCUCAUGUCCAUGCGGAAUCCAACAGCUCCACGUCCAUUUGGCUGCGGUGGAAAAAGCCAGACUUCACCACAGUCAAGAUUGUCAACUACACUGUACGCUUCAGCCCCUGGGGGCUCAGGAAUGCCUCCCUGGUCACCUAUUACACCAGCUCCGGGGAAGACAUCCUCAUUGGCGGGCUGAAGCCAUUCACCAAAUAUGAGUUUGCGGUACAGUCCCAUGGCGUGGACGUGGAUGGGCCGUUCGGCUCCGUGGUAGAGCGCUCCACCCUGCCAGACCGACCCUCGACGCCCCCAUCGGACCUGCGCCUGAGCUCCCUGACGCCGUCCACUGUUCUGCUGCACUGGUGCCCCCCCACGGAGCCCAAUGGGGAGAUCGUGGAGUAUCUGAUCCUGUACAGCAACAACCACACCCAGCCCGAGCACCAGUGGACCCUGCUCACCACCGAGGGAAACAUCUUCAGUGCUGAGGUACGUGGCCUUGAGAGCGACACUAGGUACUUCUUCAAGAUGGGGGCCCGCACAGAGGUGGGGCCUGGGCCCUUCUCCGGCCUGCAGGAUGUGAUCACUCUCCAGGAGAAGCUCGCAGACUCCCUGGAUGUGCACUCAGUCACGGGCAUCAUCGUGGGCGUCUGCCUGGGCCUCCUCUGCCUGCUGGCCUGCAUGUGUGCUGUCUUGCGCCGUGGCCCCCACAGGGAAGCCCUCCCAGGCCUGUCCUCCACGGCCACUGCUGGGAACCCCGCGCUGUACUCCCGAGCCCGCCUUGGAUCUCCCAACCCCCCAGCUACCCAUGAACUGGAGUCCCUUGUGCACCCCCGUCCCCAGGACUGGGCCCCACCACCCUCAGACAUCGAGGACAGGGCUGAAGUGCACAGCCUUAUGGGUGGUGGAGCUUCCGACGGCCGGGGUCACUCCAAGAGAAAGAUCUCGUGGGCUCAGCCUGGUGGGCCGAGCUGGGCAGGUUCCUGGGCAGGCUGUGAGUUGCCCCAGGCAGGCCCUGUGCCUUAUCUGACCCGGGCCCUGCUGCCCCCUGCUGGCACUGGGCAGACGCUGUUGCUGCAGGCUCUGGUGUAUGAUGCCAUAAAGGGCAACGGAAGGAAGAAGCCACCCCCGGCCUGCAGGAACCAGGUGGAGGCCGAUGUUAUUGUUCACUCUGACUUCAGUGCCUCCAAAGGGAACCUUGACCUCCACCUCCAGGACCUGGAACCUGAGGAUUUCCUGCCUUCGGAGGCUCCUGACCUCACUUCGGGUGUUGUGGAUUUAGGGCAAGGGGGAGACUGGCUGGACAGGGAGCUGGGAGGCAGUGAACAGGCGACCACUGGGCCAGACAGACUCACCUGCCUGCCAGAGGCACCGUCUUGCCCCUACCUGGACCUCCAGCCCAGUGAGGCUCUGGAGGAGGCCCCUGGGGACAGCUGCCAGUCAAAGGCCCCCUGCCCUCUAGGAGCCAGCCCCGGCUUGUCCAGGGCCUCAGUCUCCUCCUCUGCUUAGCUCCCCUAGAGGUGCAGUUUGGGACAGGCUGUCAUGGGUCAUGGGAUAUGACACCUGUGUACCUGCGGAUACUGAACAUCAUCAAGCCAUUUGGAGCCUCCUAGGGGGCUUUGGCUGGAGGGAGAGGAAGAAAUGGCUUAUUCACUCCCCCCAUACUCGGUGACACAUGUGGUAUGUGAGAGACACGUGAGGCAUGGCUAUAUGUGAGGCAUCUGUGUGUGCUGGUUGGUGAGCUGGGAAACCUGGGUCCAGGCAGUGGUUAGUACAGCCUACCUGGCCCUCCAGGUCAGGACUGUGCCCCAGAACGGCCAGUGCCCAGCCCUGUGGGUCCCCCACCUCCGUCACCCAGCCUUUUAUUACACACUCUGAGAGUGUUUCCAAUGCCCUGUCUGACAAGACAGCCCCGGCCCAUUUUCCUGUCUGGCUGGGCUGAGUGCAAGUAGGCCCUGAAUGCCUAAUAUUUUAGUCCCAUUGCUGCCUCCCAUCGCCCAAACUGAGAGGGUGACGCUGGUCCCUCGGAGCAUCUCUGCAUUUGAUUUUGUAAUUUAGGAAGUGCCUGGUUUUGAACAUCUGCUCUCUCUUGCUCUCCCCUCCUUCCUUUCCUUUCCCUACUCCGGUGGCCUCUCCCCCGCCAACUUGCUCUCCCAACUCUAGUGCCCUUCGCUUCCGCCCUGACAGUCUCUCCUUUCCUCUCUGCUGCUUCUGGCUCUCCUCUUGCUGCCUGCCUCUCCUCUCUCACGCCUCUCAUAGACUGUGUCAUGUGGCCUCCCGCCUUCCUUCUCUUAACAACAUGACUACCUCAUGUCUGCUUCGAGGCCAUAGCGUGACUCCUGCCCCUUCACUUUACCGGGUACCCUCCUGCCCCCUCUUCUCUCUGUGCCGCCAUAUGCCUCCGCCCCAGGCAGGCUGCCCACCCCCAGUGCAGGUUUGAAGAAGACUUUCCAGCUUCCCUUGUAUCUUUUCCCCCUGGGAUUGAGAUGGGAGGGUCCUCCUUGGAGUGAUGAAUCCAAGCCACACAAGGGGACUUUUGAGAUGGGGAAACAGAAACACAACCCAGAGGCUCAGAAUAAAACUCCCCCCUCCCGUCUGUGCAGGGAGGCAGGCCUGCUGGAUGCAGGGGGGUUUGGGACAUUCCUUCCCAGCUAAAGCUAAAGGGGGCUCUGCAGCCCCGCAGCUUCCCACUCUGAGCACCUUGAACGUGAGCCGAUGGGGUAGGAGUGAGAGAAAUCUCAUUCCUCCGGGUGCUGGAAGGGAGGUCUUUGCGCAGGACAAGGGCAAUUGGCUCAUUUUGUUUUGUUUUGAAUUCAAUCCUGAAGUCAUUUUCUCUUGACCUGCCACACAAGGACAAGCUUGACUUCCAUUUCCUGUGUAGAGAAAACAAUGCAAUUUAUUUGAUUUUUGCACCUCAGCGUCUCAUAGGAGUAUGAAAUGUAGGGUCCUUUCUCCCUAAAUGCAUCUUUUUAACUGAUUGGCAUAUCAAGGGUUAACUGUGGCUUCUGGGCUAAAUUAGAAAUAACCAGUCUAUCUCCACCCCACCCCACCCCCUCUUUUUUUAAUGGUAAAAUGUCUCUCAGCAGAGUUGCGGCUUCCUCAGACCCUUUCGGCAUCUGUGUUUAUUACACUCGGGUGUCACUCAAGGUUGACAUCCCACCUACAGCUCCUUCCCUUCCCCCUCCUUCAACCAGCCUAUGAUAACACUAAAGAUUAGUCAUGUUGGUUUUGUAUCUUGUUAAGGACAGGAUUGUCACUUGUACUAUUUCUGUAGCAUUCAGCGUUGCUGUGGCUAACACCACUCUAUAUGUUUCAUCAUUGCUCUGAAGGUCAAAAGCCUCAUUUUAUUUUGCUGGUUUGAUUUUUUUUCUAAAGAAAAAAAAAACUGCCCUGAAUUAAAUGGCUGUUUUAACAGUAGGCUCUUAGCAUUACACUACGUAGUCAUUUUUCAUGUUCUUGUUUAACAGGCACUGAGGUUCUGGUUUAAAUUAAAUAGCUGCAAAUGAGACAAUUUAUAACCCAUUAGGUUGGGUGGAAAAUUGUUUCUCAAAAGCAAAUAAGUAAUAAAUCUGGUAUCUGCCUAUAACUCACAGUUGAUAAGAAAGUGGCCAUUACUCACUAGUAUUAUAUAUGAUUUUGGACUCUGGGUAAUUUGGAAGUGUUGGGUUUGUGUCUUUGUAGUAGUAUUUUUAUUAGAAAAGAGUCUAUUGGCCUUUUACAGGGUAUUAAUCCCUUUGUCACCUACCAUUGAUGCCUUACGUUUUUGAGUCUCAUUUUAAAACCUCCCCUUUUUUUGAUGCAUGACAAGUGUAAUCAUACCUGCUCAUUUAUUUGUUUGUAUUUAGUUUAUGCUGUUAUUUAAUUAUUUUCCAGCUUUUUUUUCUCUUUAUAAAUAAGACAUUUUUUAGUGUUAAGCCAAGGCAUUGAUCAUGUAUCUGUCCUUAUAAUGAA
This is a messenger RNA of Myotis lucifugus (little brown bat), 6384 nucleotides long. It is a transcript of the gene IGDCC4, whose product is annotated as immunoglobulin superfamily DCC subclass member 4. Gene Ontology annotation, biological process: axon guidance; cell-cell adhesion. Lineage: Eukaryota; Metazoa; Chordata; Mammalia; Chiroptera; Vespertilionidae. Gene Ontology annotation, cellular component: plasma membrane; axon. The record is from RefSeq and is a predicted model, not a curated record. Gene Ontology annotation, molecular function: protein binding.